AUGGGGAUCAUGCUGGUUACAGCGAAUCAUCCAGUGCACAAAACUCAAAAGCGGGCCGUUAGCGGUAAUCCAAAUGCAGCGGUGGAGAAAAUUAUGGAAAAAGGAAUGGUCUUUGCUAGUGAGAUAGUCAAUAAGUUGAAGGAUAAUGAAGGGGCUAAAAAGCUGAUCGGAAAAGUACUCGAAACAAUAAAAGGCCAGCGUGGAAAACGUUCACUUCAAAUUGCUGGAGCACUUACGAAUUAUAAUUUCACUCAAUAUCAAAAACUGGAACUUCGAAAAAUAUUCACGAGCAUUUCAAACGAGUACAAUGAUACGAGGUGUCCAAUUGGACAAAACGAGCUAAACUGGAUUGAGACAGUUACUAUCGCUUUGCAACAUGCGUUAGCUGAGAUGAACAAAAUUUUAAACGGGCAAAAGAUACAUUACACUAUUGCGAAGCCAACACCCGCUCCUUAA
Molecule: messenger RNA, 456 nt
Organism: Anopheles nili
Lineage: Eukaryota; Metazoa; Arthropoda; Insecta; Diptera; Culicidae
Exons: 3
Coding region: 1-456 (151 amino acids)
Source: RefSeq, a predicted model, not a curated record